Messenger RNA from Meleagris gallopavo (turkey), 1743 nucleotides. The record is from RefSeq and is a predicted model, not a curated record. Lineage: Eukaryota; Metazoa; Chordata; Aves; Galliformes; Phasianidae.
AUGAUGCUUCAACGUAUAAGCAAACACUGUGCCGAGACGCAAGCCAACCACAGCAACUGUAUUCCUUUACGUCGCCUCCGUCACCAACCAGUGACGGAGGUAGCUAGGUUUCCUUUGCCGCCGCAGCGGCGGCUAUCCUGGCCAGAAGGCUCCGCACGGGAUACUACCGGCAGCGUUCCCGCGGUACUGCUGCCGCCACGCUUCUGCGGCUCGAGCCGGGCCGCCCCCCGCGCGGAGCUGCUAGCAGCGGCCGCACCCGCAGCUUUCAAACCUCGGGCGCCUUCCCGCCUCUCUAACGGCUGCGCGCUCACCGCGCCGCCCCGCAACAAGCGCGCCAAUCGUGAGGUUCACAGAAUACUAGGCAAGACACCCUGGCUUUGGAAUACCAGACAGUGCUGGACUGGUUACCCAUAUCAGCCACUGAUGCCUGACCUUCAUUAUUACUACAUUGCUGAAUUAUCUUUCUACUGGUCCUUAAUGUUUUCUCAGUUCAUUGACAUCAAAAGAAAGGAUUUUGGCAUCAUGUUUACACAUCACAUUGUAACAGUCACCCUGAUAACCUUCUCAUAUGUAACCAAUUUGACACGAGUGGGAACCCUGACCUUAUGUCUCCAUGAUGCGGCUGAUGUUGUCCUAGAGGCUGCCAAAAUGGCAAACUAUUGCAAGUGUCAAAAACUGAGUGACCUUCUGUUCCUUACGUUUGCCAUUGUCUUCAUUGUCAGUAGGCUUGGCAUAUAUCCUUUAUGGAUAUUAAACACUACAUUGUUUGAACUGUAUGAAGCUUUGGGCAAUUUUCCUGCCUUGUGGGUCUUCAACGUGCUGCUUCUGGUUCUUCAAAUUUUGCACUGUUUUUGGUCUUAUCUAAUAAUAAAGGCAGCCUACAAAGCUAUUUCAAAGGGCAAGGUAACAAAGGAUGACCGAAGUGACAUUGAGUCAAGCUCAGAUGAGGAAGAAACAGUACCUCGUUCAAAGACCCUGCACAGCACUAUCACCACUAAUGGGACUGGUGGUGCCAAUGGGACAAACGGGUAUCUUACUGGUAGCACAUGCUCAGAGGAGCAUUAAUCUUUGAGUGUCACAAGACAUAAACAGAAUGGACUGUUUGCUACUGUAAGUAAAUUAGAAGUUGUGAAUGCGGUUUCUUCAUAUAUCUCAGCAUCAAAAAAAUUAGGAGUAUCAAAGCAUUCUGAUAGUGCACUGCCAUACUCCCUGUUUGUGAAUGAAGAUAACACAUCAUUCUGUAUACGUAGGUAGGCAUGCUGUAUGUGUGUAUGUAAUUGACACAGUGGGAGCAGUAUUUUCACUUGUACCAUAUUUGAAAUAUUAUUUAUUCUGUAUUCUUUCUGGGAACUUCUGGACAAAAGGGAACAUCUAUUCUCAAACUUUAUCUCUUGGGAUUCUCAGUGGUUGAGAGUAUCAUGCUCUGAUCUCUCCUGUCCAUCCUUGUUGCUUUUGCUGAGUCUGCUAUAAAUAAUAGUUGCUUUAUUUGUUACUUACAAAAGAUAGAACAUAGCUUUGCAGAUUCUAGUUUUGCUUCAGAUUUUUUUGUUACCUUUGUGUUUAAAGUGCUUGUUUUGAAACUGCCUAUCGAAUCACAUUGGCCAUUCCUCCAACAUAAAGUUUUAAAAGACUGGAUUUAUAUUUUGAAUGCUAGGUAAUAUGGUCAAUUAGCAAUUAGGGAAAAAAGAACCAUUGUGAUUGUGCAAAUGUUAUUUUAGCAUAACUUAAAAUUCAAAAUUGGUG